UUUAUAUUAUGUAAGGCUUCUUUAUGAUAAAUUAUGCUUUUAAGUGAAACUAAGCACGUACAAAUAUAGGAAGAAAAAACUAAAUGGAGUAAAAUUUAAAUAGAAGCAGGUUUUGUUGCACAGUCCCCAUCUAAGCUCAACUGACCUCUAGUCAAUUUCUAGCUGUUUUUACUCUAUUUCCUGAAUUGCAACAUUUUUCCCCUCAUUCUGUAUUUCCUAUUUCCUUAUUAUUUCUCAAAGUACUUAGAACAUUCGUGUUAUCUUAUCCUUGCCAUGAGAAUGAGCCUAAGCUUCAUAAUGCUUUUCCAGCAAGUGAAUGCCUUGGAAAUCACCCCAGACCGCAGUAUGAUUGCAGCAGCUGGGUACCAGCAUAUCCGAAUGUAUGACUUGAAUUCUAACAACCCGAACCCAGUCAUCAACUAUGAUGGAGUCAGCAAAAACAUCACCUCAGUGGGAUUCCACGAAGAUGGGCGCUGGAUGUAUACUGGCGGGGAGGACUGCAUGGCGCGAAUCUGGGACCUGAGGUCACGUAACCUGCAGUGUCAGAGAAUCUUCCAGGUCAAUGCUCCUAUUAAUUGUGUCUGCCUGCAUCCCAAUCAGGCAGAACUGAUAGUUGGUGAUCAGAGUGGUGCCAUUCACAUCUGGGAUCUGAAAACUGACCACAACGAGCAGCUGAUUCCAGAGCCAGAUGUUUCAGUCAAUGCAGUACACAUCGAUCCAGAUGCGAGUUACAUGGCAGCUAUCAAUAGUUCAGGUAAUUGUUAUGUGUGGAACCUGACAGGUGGAAUUGGUGAUGAUGUCACUCAGCUCAUUCCCAAGACCAAGAUCCCAGCUCACAAACGAUAUGCUCUCCGCUGCAAAUUCAGCCCUGAUUCCACACUUCUUGCUACAUGCUCAGCUGACCAGACCUGUAAAAUAUGGAGGACUUCAAAUUUUUCGCUGAUGACAGAGCUUAGCAUCAAGAGCAACAAUCCAGGAGAGACAUCACGAGGCUGGAUGUGGGACUGUGCAUUCUCUGGGGAUUCACAAUAUAUUGUCACAGCCUCUUCAGAUAACCUUGCGCGCCUGUGGUGUGUGGAGACAGGUGAAAUUAAACGAGAGUACAGUGGCCAUCAGAAGGCAGUCGUGUGCCUGGCCUUUAAUGACAGCGUUCUGGGCUGAAGAUUUCCAAAAAAAAGCUUAUUUCCCAGCUCACCUCCAUCCCUGUCUUUGCCCCAUUCCCUUUUCCAUUCCAAGCUAUUUUUUAAAUGAACUCCCAGUUGAAGUUUUUCAUUGGAAGUCUCUGUGAGAUCAGUCUAAGUUGCUGAAUGCUGGAACAUUUGUGGUUGCAUCUUUGGCAGGCUCACCAUCACAUGACCUGUGAGGCAGUUAUUAAUAGCCCAAGAAGCAUCAGUUCUGACACCAAGGUUUCAAUAAAGUUAGCGACGGAUGAGUGAACCCUUCACACAGUAUCUACCUGAAUGGUGAAGAAGUGUCCAGCAGCACAAUUCUAGAUACUAUUCUUCCAAACCUAGACAGUCAGAUGUAUAUUGUGAACUUUCUAAUACUGGAAGUAUUGGUAAGUACAAGUCUAUUAUUGGUGACAACAGUGUGAGUAUUUUUGAAGGUACAAAUUAAGGAUAUCUUGUGCAAUGUUAAAGCAUAAGUUCUCUGUUGUUACUUCCUUCUGUGUAGUAGUUCUGAUAGAAGCUGAUCAAAAAUUCUAGAACUCCAGCAUGAACAGGUUUGCUUUUACUCCUACUUGUUGUGGGAGCCUGAAUGGAAGCUGUUUGAUUUGCAGGAAGUGGGCAUACCUGGUGCCAGUAGCAUAAUCAUUGAACAUUUUGUGCACUGAGACAAUAUAGGCCAAUGAGUUUACAGUGCAAUCAUUGAAUGCCCUAAACAUUAACCUGAUGCUGAGUAAGAUCAUUAAAAUUAUAGACAAAUAAAAAUUAUUUCUACACCUGA
Molecule: messenger RNA, 1947 nt
Organism: Chiloscyllium plagiosum (whitespotted bambooshark)
Lineage: Eukaryota; Metazoa; Chordata; Chondrichthyes; Orectolobiformes; Hemiscylliidae
Gene: mlst8
Product: MTOR associated protein, LST8 homolog (S. cerevisiae)
Biological process (GO): TOR signaling; regulation of actin cytoskeleton organization
Cellular component (GO): TORC2 complex; TORC1 complex
Molecular function (GO): protein binding
Source: RefSeq, a predicted model, not a curated record